Callorhinchus milii (elephant shark) is the source of this 1407-nucleotide messenger RNA. RefSeq names its product transmembrane protein 30C (gene cdc50c). NCBI's taxonomy places the organism in Eukaryota, Metazoa, Chordata, Chondrichthyes, Chimaeriformes, Callorhinchidae. Gene Ontology annotation, biological process: phospholipid translocation. Gene Ontology annotation, cellular component: endoplasmic reticulum; Golgi apparatus; plasma membrane. The coding region runs from base 89 to 1174 and encodes 361 amino acids. The transcript has 7 exons. The record is from RefSeq and is a predicted model, not a curated record.
AGUCGAGCAGAGCAGAAAUCCUUGGUUGAAGCCUUGAGGUGCCAUAUAGAUAUAGAACAGUGGUUUUGUUACAGUCGUUGACAAAAUUAUGGGGAAAAAAGCUUCAAGGGAAAAAGAUUCAAAGGAAAAAGGAGAUACCGGUUUAGAGAGUGAGGAUCUCUUGAACCAGCCAGAUAAUUCGGCUUUCAAACAGCAAAGACUUCCCGCAUGGACUCCAUUUCUAAAUGCUAAAAACGUGCUGCCAACUAUUUACAUCACUGGAGUGUUCUGCAUUAGCGUUGGGAUCUUCCUGCUUGUGAUCGACGGGAGAGUGAAAGAGUUUCAGGUUGAUUACACGGAUGGAGCUUGUCAACACUGUAGCUUGUUGCGAGAGGACUGGCGCAAUUGGACCAAACCGUGCACCUGUACCAUAAACUUCACUCUGGAGGAAAGUUUCCAGGGUGAUGUUUUCAUGUAUUAUGGAUUGAGAAACUACUACCAGAACCAUCGACAGUAUGGGAUUUCCAGGGAUAAUGCACAGUUAUUGGGAUUACCAAGAAGAUUAAAGACGCCUAGCGAUAGCUGUCAGCCUUUUAACACAGAUGGGAAUGGAAAUCCUAUUGCUCCAUGUGGCGCUGUAGCCAACAGCCUUUUUAAUGAUACCUUUUCUCUUUUGUUCCUACCCAACACUAGCUGUGAAAGGACCAUUUCGCUGCUGGACAGGGACAUCACUUGGUGGACGGACAGGAAUAUAAAGUUUAGGAAUCCUGUUCCACACAAUAACCUUUCAGCGGCUUUUGCAGGUACAGUGAGACCUCCAAACUGGCAGAAGGACAUUUACACGCUAGGUCAUGGCAAUAACAAUGGCUUUGUGAAUGAGGACUUCAUUGUCUGGAUGAGAACUGAUGCCUUCCCAAAUUUCCGAAAGCUUUAUCGAUACUUGGAUCGCAAAGAGGAGUUUGUCAACGGACUCCCUGCUGGGAAUUACAGUAUUAAGAUUCAAUAUAAUUACCCAGUCACUGCAUUUGGAGGGAGGAAAGAAAUGAUUCUCUCAACUAUGUCCUGGAUGGGGAGUAAGAACUCUUUCCUUGGAAUUGCCUACUGUGUGACCGGGGCGCUUUCUAUCAUUGCUGGCGUGCUUUUAACAUUUGUCUCUUUGAAAUUUGGAAAAAAACGGACUGCGUUUAAACGUUAAACACAAAUCGUGUAUUCAAAUACACUGCAAGGGUGAUGAGACUGGCUUAACCCUUCAAGCUACUGUCCAUAGCCAAUUGCGAUGUGCUCUUUGAAUCAGGGCAUGCUCUUGCCCAAAAUAAACUGCUGGGUCUUUGUAACUCAUUCAAUUCUCAGCAUUGCGCUUUUUAGAAAAUGUAUAGACUUGCUUGCAAAUAGACAGUCAAUACUGUUCACAGUAAAUUGUGCGAAGGC